Molecule: messenger RNA, 855 nt
Organism: Dromiciops gliroides (monito del monte)
Lineage: Eukaryota; Metazoa; Chordata; Mammalia; Microbiotheria; Microbiotheriidae
Gene: KCNMB3
Product: potassium calcium-activated channel subfamily M regulatory beta subunit 3
Exons: 4
Coding region: 1-855 (284 amino acids)
Biological process (GO): potassium ion transport; detection of calcium ion
Cellular component (GO): voltage-gated potassium channel complex; membrane
Molecular function (GO): potassium channel regulator activity; calcium-activated potassium channel activity
Source: RefSeq, a predicted model, not a curated record
AUGCAGCCGUUCAACGUCCCCAUUCAGAUCACACUGCAGGGUAGCCGGAGGCGCCAGGUAAGGUCAGCCUCAUCCACUUCUGACAGGAGGAAGAAGAGAGAGCGUGGUGAUGGACAGCCAGCCCCCGAUGUACAGAAAAAGCCCCCCUCCAGCGCAGGAGAAGAUCGAGCUAUUCUCCUGGGGUUUUCGAUGAUGGCUUUCUCUGUCCUUAUGUUUUUUUUGCUCGGAGUCACCAUCCUAAAACCUUUCAUGCUCAGCACACAGCGAGAAGAGGCAAACUGCACCAUUAUGGACACGCACGUGAAGGAUGACUGGCUGGAUUGUUCGUUCACCUGUGGGGUUGACUGCCGGGGCCAGGGAAAGUACCCUUGCCUCCAGGUGUCUGUAAACCUCUCCCAUUCUGGCCAGAAAGCUUUCCUGCACUACAAUGAAGAAGCUGUUCAGAUAAACCCAGAGUGCUUUUACACACCAAAGUGCCAUCGAGAUCGGAAUGAUCUACUCAACAGUGCUCUGGACAUCAAAGACUUCUUUGAUCACAAAAAUGGGACCCCCUUCUCCUGUUUCUACAGCCCAGACAGCAAACCAGAGGAUGUUGUUCUGAUAAAAAAGUAUGAUCAAACGGUUAUCUUCCACUGCUUGUUUUGGCCAUCACUGACUCUGUUGGGCGGCGCAUUGAUUGUGGGCAUGGUGAAAUUAACACAACACUUGUCAGUGCUGUGUGAGGAGUACACCAAUAUGGUGAGGGAGGAAGCUGGCCAUAUACCUUCCCAGAAAGAAUUGCAACAAUACCAAAUGUGGAAGAAGGGGAGAGAGCGAGGAAGAAGUCAAGGGCUUUUAAGAGGGUGGCCCAGUUAA